Molecule: messenger RNA, 2820 nt
Organism: Chanos chanos (milkfish)
Lineage: Eukaryota; Metazoa; Chordata; Actinopteri; Gonorynchiformes; Chanidae
Product: HHIP-like protein 1
Exons: 9
Coding region: 1-2820 (939 amino acids)
Cellular component (GO): membrane
Source: RefSeq, a predicted model, not a curated record
AUGAGUGGAGGGAAUCUGUGGAAAGCACUGGUUCUCUCUCCUUGCCUGCCGUCGCUGCUAUGGCUGCUGGCCAUCCAAGGCCCAAAAUGGGGAGAUGCUCACCCACAGUGUCUGGACUACAAGCCCCCCUUCCAGCCCCUAGAACCUCUGGUCUUCUGUAAGGAAUAUGCCAAAUUUGGUUGCUGCGACCUGGAGAGGGACCACCAGAUCUCUCAACGUUUCUAUCAGAUCAUGGAAUACUUUGAUCACUCUGGAUACAUGGCCUGUGGAAAGUACAUCCGCAGUAUCCUGUGCCAGGAAUGUUCUCCAUAUGCAGCCCACCUAUAUGAUGCUGAGGAUGCUAACACACCGAUGCGAGAGCUGCCAGGGCUAUGUGGUGACUAUUGUUCCAGCUUCUGGCACCAGUGCCGCUACACGCUCAGCCUUCUAACUGACAACAAUAUUACCACUUCCAUUGAGGAAGACCACACCAAGUUCUGUGCUUUCCUGGAGUUGAAGGACCGUGAGUACUGCUAUCCAAAUGUGCUGACAAAUGCUGAGUUAAAUGCCAACCUGGGCGACGUUCGGGCUGACCCUGAUGGCUGUCUGCAGCUGUGCCUUCAGGAAGUCGCCAAUGGCCUGCGUAACCCUGUUGCCAUGGUGCACGCUAACGAUGGUACACAUCGCUUCUUUGUGGCGGAACAGCUGGGCUAUGUGUGGACCUACUUGCCCAACGGUUCUCGUGUGGACAGACCAUUUCUUAACCUGACCAAAGCCGUGCUAACUUCUCCAUGGGCUGGAGACGAGAGAGGCUUCCUCUGCAUGGCUUUUCACCCAAGGUUCAGUGUUGUUCAGAAGGCCUAUGUCUACUACUCUGUGUCAGUGAAGAAGGAAGAGAGAAUCCGCAUUAGUGAGUUCACACUGUCAACUGACGAUAUGAACAUGCUAGACCACUCCUCUGAGAGAACCCUUUUGGAAGUUGUGGAACCUGCAUCAAAUCACAAUGGAGGGCAGCUGUUAUUUGGUGAAGAUGGUUAUCUCUACAUUUUCAUUGGAGAUGGGGGAAGAGCUGGAGACCCUUUUGGAAAAUUCGGAAAUUCCCAAAACAAGUCCACACUUCUUGGCAAAGUGCUGCGCAUAGACGUGGACAACAACAAUGACGGUGCCCCCUACAGCAUCCCCCCAGACAAUCCUUUUGUGGAUGAGAAGGGUUCAAGGCCAGAGAUCUAUGCCUAUGGGGUGAGAAACAUGUGGCGCUGCUCCAUUGACCGCGGAGACCCUGUCACAGGCCGGGGGCAGGGUCGGAUAAUCUGUGGUGACGUUGGCCAGAAUAAGUUUGAAGAAGUAGACAUCAUCGUUAAAGGAGGGAACUAUGGAUGGCGAGCAAAAGAGGGUUUCUCCUGUUAUGACAAAAAACUCUGUCUGAACUCAUCACUGGAUGAUAUCUUGCCAAUUUUUGCUUACCCACACAAACUGGGGAAGUCAGUGACUGGUGGGUACAUUUACCGUGGAUGUCAGAUGCCAAACCUCAAUGGUCUCUACAUCUUUGGGGAUUUUAUGAGUGGACGGCUGAUGUCACUGAAGGAGAACUUGACCACAGGGAAAUGGGAGUAUAGAGAAAUCUGCAUGGGACAGGACAAAACAUGCAAUUUUCCAAAACUGAUUAACAGCUACUAUAAAUACAUAAUAUCAUUUGGUGAAGAUGAGGCAGGUGAGCUAUACUUCCUAGCCACAGGGGCUCCCAGUGCGGCAGCAAGAGCAGGCAUGGUGUAUAAGAUAAUAGAUCCAUCCAGGAGAGCCCCUCCAGGCAAAUGCAGCUUCAAGCCAUCUCCUGUUAAGAUAAAGGGCAAGUUGAUUCACUUCCACGCAAAAGAGGAAUUUGUUAUUAACAAGAAACCUACAACUCCAGCUCCUACCACACCAAAGACUAGAGCUACCACCAAGCCCACUCCAACCACAACCCCAAACCCACGUUCCACAACCCCCAAACCACGUACAACAAUUUCAAAACUGCGCACCCCCAGACCAAAAGUUACAUAUAGACCAGCCACUGCAAAACCUACUUCUUUCAGAAAGCUACAGAAGCCCGCAUCGACAGUAACACCACAUCCAACAACCACUCUGAGCCAAGCUAACACAGUAAGACCAGGGUACAUGACUACUAUGCGAAUAAGACAUAUUCAGACUCCUGCUCUCUUGCCAACACCCCGACCAAGGGCAACAUAUGCCACCCCUCAAAGGAGGCCUACACAAACAACCAUCCGACCCUCAACCUCCAUCCAACGCUGGUAUACCUCCAUGACCACUCCGAGACCCAUGUACUGGACACCAGCCCCCAAACCCACAUCGAAGAUCCAGCAGCCCAAUAUCACCCUCCCCAAAUCUCAGGAGAAGCUUCUGAAAGGGCAGGAGGACAAUUCAGACCAGCGAGGGGGGAACCAUGUCAAUAAAAGGGGCAGAGGCUCCAAGCACAGAAAGAAUCAGCGCCGGAAGUCACGGGCAGGGAGAGUGCGAUUAGUCAGUGCUGAGAACCAUGCUGACCGUGGUCGGGUGGAAAUCUUUGUGAGGGGUGAAUGGGGUACUGUUUGUGAUGACCUGUUUAACAGCAAGGCUGCUACUGUAGUGUGCCGACAGUUGGGGUUCCCUGCAGCACUGCGUGUGGCUAAAAGGGCAGAGAUGGGGUCAGGAACCGGACUCAACAUCUUAUUGGAUGAUGUGGAGUGUGAAGGCACAGAGAGGACGCUGUUGCAAUGCAAGCAUGCCAAACUGGGCAAACACAACUGCUCCCACCGAGAAGAUGUGGGCGUGGUGUGUGGCUAUGAUAAACCUGGAGAGGACUGA